Molecule: messenger RNA, 2596 nt
Organism: Drosophila arizonae
Lineage: Eukaryota; Metazoa; Arthropoda; Insecta; Diptera; Drosophilidae
Molecular function (GO): protein binding
Source: RefSeq, a predicted model, not a curated record
AUUUUCCAUUGGUUUACAUUUCGGGCCACCGAGUUGGGCUGCUUUGAUAUUAUAUUUACUAUGAACAGGUAAUGAAACCUUUCGUUAAGACAUCGAAAGUAACAUUUUGAAAAUAAAUUGUGCUACGCCAAGUGCAGCUCGAGUAUCAGAAAUCAGUGGAAAAAAAAGAAACUACGCAGGUUUUGUGCUGUUACCAAAAAAUCAAUAAGCGUGUAAAAUUUGUAAACACGCCAAGCCCCCGUAACGCGCAGCUCCAGUCGAGCCCCCCGCCCACUCACACACACACACACACACACACACACACACAGAGAGAGCGUCAGUGAGCUGUGUCCGGGCAAUUAGCCAAGAGGCUAACCACAAGUCAGCUGCAAAAUGUUGUUUAAGCUGUUGCCGCUCCAGCUGCUCCAUCUGCUCCAGCUGCCGCUGCUCCUCAUGGCAGCUGCCGGGCAGCCGGAGUACGCGGCCAGCGCCAGCGCCACGCAUCGCCUGGCCAAGCGCAUGGACCUGGAAGUUUGCAUAGGCCACUUCGACGUGCACAAGAACACAAUCAUUCGCACGGGCGAGUCCCAGGCGAUUGGCGGCAAGUAUCUCCAGGGCCUGGAGCUGGACACGCUGGAGGAGUGCGAGCGUCUGUGCUGCGAGACGGAUGCCUGCGAUGUGUACAUCUUUGAGCGCAAGUCGGGCGGCUAUUGCUACCUAUUCGAGUGCGGUCCGCCCGAGAAUUUCCACUGCAAGUUCACGCGGCAUGCGAACUACACGAGCGCCGUGCUGACCCCGCAGGUGCGCAGCUCCAUGGAGCUGGCUAGCACGCCGCGUCCCCAGCUGCCGCACAUACCCAGCAACAAUAUCUCGCAGCAGGAGUGGGAGCUGAGCAACCUGAAGCUCAAGCCGGAAGCGCAGCGCGACAAGCCCACCAUUGCGAUCAUACCCACAGCGGGUAACUCUCAGUCUGUGGGCGUGGCGCAGGCCGCACUGGCAGCAGCAGCAGCGGCUGCACCUCAAAGCGUGCCCGCCCCCCACUGCGGCCGCUUUCAGUUCAGCUGCCACUCGGGCGAGUGCAUUGCCGUUUACAAUGCCUGCGACGGCAUUCCCCAGUGCGAGGAUGGCAGCGACGAGGGACCGGAAUGCAAUGCCGUUGUCACAAAGCUCAGCAGCAACAACAACAACAACAACAAUCUGGAGCAAUAUCAGCCAGUGCCGCCCAUACAACAACAAUUGCAGACAGCACAGCAGCAACAGCAGCAGCAACAACAACAUGUUAUAGUGCUCGGUCCCCCACCGCCACCACCACCUCCACCGCCCAUGGUUAACAAUCGAGAGGAUGCCUCCGCCUGGGCUAAUCGCAAGCUAAUUACCGAGACACAGCAGCAGCAGCAACAACAACAACAACAAAAGCAACAUCAGCAACCGCAAAAGAUUGUGAAUAUGGAUGAACAGCUGAACAGUCACAUCUUCAGUCAUAAAGGCGGCCUCCAACUCCAGCAGCAGCAGCAGCAGCAGCAGCAGCCGUCGACAAAUAGUCAGGGGCAGGUUCAGGGCCAGCCACCCCCACCUGCACCGCUGGCACCACAGUCGCCACAGUCGCCGCCACAGCUGCAGUUGCCAUCGUAUAAUACUAAUAACAAUGCAGCGCCCGCUGGUGGCGCUUUGUAUGGCAUGUCGCUGCCACGCACAGGAAUUUAUCUGCAACAACAGCAACAGCAGCAGCAGCAGCCGAUGCCGCAGCAGCAACAGUCUCAGCAAGUUGUUAACUGGCCACAAGUUGCGGCGCCGCCAGCUCAAAUUGCUGUGCAGCAGCCGCAACAACAGAGCCACGCCUACAUAACUGCUGCAGCAGUACCAGCACCAGCACCAGCAGCAGCUGCACCACCACCAGCUCCACCAGCACCACCAGUCCAGCCAGCACAGUCAGCUCAGCCAGCGCCAGCGGCAGCACAGUCGCCUCAGCAAGCCAUGUUGCCAGUGUUGAAUGCAGCGCCCACUCAUGACAAGAAUCAGGCAGCUGACGAGGAUUACGAUGACUACGAGGAGGAUAAGUCUACAGAGCCGCCCAAGAAGAAGCAGCACAAGCACAAGAAGGUCAAGGGCAAGACGGCCAAGGAUCCCAUUGAGCUGGCGCUGGAGCAGAACAAGCAGCAGCAGCAACAGUUGCCGGCGCCCGUUGGCCCCGUGCACGAGCAAUACAAGCUAAUACACGAGAAUCUGGCGCUGGAAUUCCGAGAUCACGACGGUCAUUCCGAGCGCCCCGGCGGUGCGGUGCUCUCCCUAACAUUGGGUCUGCUCGUCACUGCGGCGCUCUCCAUUCUGAUUGGCUGUCGAAUGCGCACAGUGGGGCGACGAGCUCGUCGCAUGGGCGGCAAGACCCCCUACUCCCAGGAGGCUGACUUCCUCGUCAAUGGGAUGUAUCUAUAAUGCGGGGUAUCUGUCGUAGUUUACCACAUCAACAUACAUACAUACAUAUAUAUAUAUACCGAUUUCUGUGCCAGUCUCGUUAGGGUUGGGGGUUUUCGGUCUCAGAUGCGCAGCUGGCGUCAGGCAGUCUGAUGCCAUAUGAACCGAAGUUAGUUAAUUGAAUUGAAUGUCGAACAUAUUUUAU